This is a messenger RNA of Syzygium oleosum, 2144 nucleotides long. RefSeq names its product transcription factor bHLH62-like. The coding region runs from base 323 to 1915 and encodes 530 amino acids. Gene Ontology annotation, cellular component: nucleus. Gene Ontology annotation, biological process: regulation of DNA-templated transcription. The record is from RefSeq and is a predicted model, not a curated record. Lineage: Eukaryota; Viridiplantae; Streptophyta; Magnoliopsida; Myrtales; Myrtaceae. Gene Ontology annotation, molecular function: DNA-binding transcription factor activity; protein dimerization activity. The transcript is spliced from 7 exons.
AACACACACACACUCUCUCUCUCUCUCUCUCUCGCUCUCUCUCUUCUGUACUUCCCACCCACCACUCCCCCCCGAUUCCAUACAAGUGCAAUCAUAUUGAGCCCCACGCAUUUCACUCCCUCCGAACUCCUUCUCACUCCCUCUGUUUCCUGGCUUCUUCAUCUUAAUGCCCCCGGAACUUCCUCCGACCAUUUCUUGAUUGGCUCAUUCGCAUUCUUUAAAGACACCCUCUUCAGCUCCUCUCACCCUCAACCCCAGAACCCUCUCUUUAAGACUGAUCCGCCCCACCGUUCUGCCUCCCCUGUUUCUUCGCUCCUGAAACAUGGACAAUGAGUUCUUCUUGCCAUGGCAGCCGCUCCCCUCAGGGAUGGCACUUCAGCCCAACGACCUGAAUUGUGCUUCCAAGCAAUCCCCCGAUUGCUUCUUCCAUCCGAACCGCGACAAUUCCUCGACGGACCGAGGUGGUCAUUUCGAGUCUGCACUGAGCUCCAUGGUGUCCUCCCCGGCUGCCCCCGGUUCCUACCUUUCCAAUGAGAGUGUCCUGAUCAGGGAGCUGAUUGGAAAGCUCGGCAGCAUCGGGAACCCCGGUGAGGCGUCGCCGUCGCCGCAUUCCCUUGCCUUGUCGGGGAAUGCGGCCGCCGCCGCGAUGCCUUACAUUGGCGGAAGCAAUAGUACUAAGACGUCAUGUUAUAGCACCCCUCUGAAUUCGCCCCCAAAGGUGAAUUUCUCGACAGUGGAUCGCGCGGUCAAGGAGAGAUUCUCCAGCGUGGCGGAGUUCACUGCUGAUCCUGGAUUUGCAGAGAGGGCCGCAAGGUUCUCGUGCUUAGGGAGCCGGAGCUUCAAUGGACGGACGAGCCAAUUUUCCCUGAACAAUGGCGAGCUGCCUUAUGAGCCCAACCCGCUGAUGGAGAGUGGGAAAUUCCAACGGGUCUCGAGUAGCCCUUCGCUGAAGGCGUUGGGAUCUCAGGCAGCGGCCACCGUUCAGCAGAAUGUGAAUUCGAGACUGUCGGAUCGGAUGGAACUGACGAAUUCUAAUGAGGAGUCCUCGGUCUCCGAGCAAAUCCCAGGCAGCGAAAACGGAUUGAAGGCCUCAAACGAGGCGAAUUCCAGGAAAAGGAAGGCGGCUGCUAAGGGAAAAGCAAAGGAAUCCGCCCCAUCCACGCCUGUCGCCAAUGCUAUGAAGGUGCCUGAGUCUAGUGACAAUUCGAGUCCGAAGCGAUGCAAGCCAAAUGAAGGUGAUGGAAAUGGAAAUGGCACUGCCAAAGGGGAAGAUGAUGCCAAAGGAAAUAGUACCAAGAACGAUGCGAAGCCACCUGAGCCUCCAAAAGACUACAUUCAUGUUAGAGCAAGAAGGGGUCAGGCAACCGAUAGUCAUAGUCUAGCUGAAAGAGUGCGAAGAGAGAAGAUCAGUGAGCGAAUGAAGCUCCUCCAGGACCUUGUGCCCGGUUGCAAUAAGGUCACUGGAAAGGCACUGAUGCUAGAUGAAAUCAUCAACUAUGUCCAGUCAUUGCAGCGUCAAGUUGAGUUCCUUUCCAUGAAGUUGGCCUCUGUCCAUACCACUAUGGAUUUUAAUCCAGAUGCACUCAUGUCAAAGGAUAUGUUUCAGCCCAACAACUCUGCACCGCGUCCUAUGUUUCCGUUAGAUUCAUCAGCGACCACCGUUCACAGCCACCGCCGACCUCAGAAUCAGUCACUGCCACCACCGCUGCAAGGACACGCCUCUAGUGGCACAGCGACCCAAGUAGACCCAUUGAAUCUGGGACCAUGUCACAACGUUGAGUCUCAUUUACCUCCACUGAAUGAUCUUCAGUAUCAGAAUUUCUGUGGAGAUGACCUGCAAAGCAUUGUCCAAAUGGGUUUUGGUCAAAAUUCAGAUCGAGAAACAGCAUUCCAGCUUCAGACUUUCCACGGUUAAAGAUAGUAUUCCAGGAUUAGGUCAAAUGAAGAAGACAAUUAGUUGUUUUUCUUCCUUCAAUUUUUGUCUAUGAUCUUUCCUUUCUUUCGGGCUAAUUCUUGAGGGGUUUUUUCUCAGGAUGCCCUCUGUAAAAUCUUUGUACAAUUUCUUAUGGUGCAGAGUGUGAUAGCUAUACAUGUAUCAUACUAUAUAAAUUCUAUGAAGACGAAGGGAUUUAUUUUUUCCGCUA